CCAGCGGAGGUUCUCCCACCCACGCGUAGGCAAUUUGUUAAGUACAUGUAGAAGGAGGUACAAGUUCAUCUCGAAGGAGCUGCCCCACACGCAAAUGUAAUCAAGGAAAGAAGAAAAAAAAAAAAAAACACGCGCAGUGACAAAAUGGGGAAGAAAAACAAAAAGAGCAAAGAGAAGCAAGAAAAGAUAAAACUGAAAAAAGAAAAGCAAAAGUUGAAAUCCUUGAAAACGAAGAAGAAAAAAAACGACAACAGUGGCAACCAUGACGUGUUGAGUGAUGCAGAUUUCGAAACCAUAUGCCUCUAUUACGAAAAUUUAAAUAAAAAAGAUAAGUAUGGGCAUAUAAAUGUAAACACGACCAGCAACAACACUUUUGUGGACUGCGUUAAGCCCAGCCCCAGAUCGAACUGCUCCAUCACCUUUAUUAACGAAGAGGAGUUCCUCCUAUUCGGUGGAGAAUACAAUAAUAACCAUGAACUCCUCGCCUACAACGAUUUGUUCAAAUACAAUGUAGCGAAAGAUAAAUGGAAAUACUAUUUCACAACAGGGAAGAAGCCCAAACCGAGAUGUUCCCACCAAGCGGUUCAUUUUAAUAAGAAGUUAUAUAUCUUUGGGGGAGAGCUAUGCACGAACACACAGUUUUUCCACUACAACGAUUUCUGGGCCUUUGACUUGAAAAAUAACACCUUUGAAGAAAUAGAAUGCAAAAACAAAAGAGAAGAGAGACCCUCCCCCAGGAGUGGUCAUCGAAUGAUUUUAUGGAAAAGCUCCAUAAUUAUGUUUGGAGGCUUCUUCGAUAAUGGGAAGUCAGUAGAGUACUUUAGCGACCUAUACAUGUACGUAAUUAGUAGCAACAAGUGGGUGAACCUAACCAGCAUAUAUGUGGACUCCCUCUUUAGGAGGUUAACCCUGGAGGAUGGAGCCAACAAUGGCAACUCUCUAAACACGAUGAACGGUGAAAAAAAGAAAAAGGGAGACAAAACAAUCUCACAAAGUGUGAAGAAUGCCUUUUUUAAAAACUUCGAUUUAGAUUCGUAUAUGCCAUCUAAAAGGUCCAGCGUUAGUCUUUUCACCGAUUUGAAGUUCCAAAGGGUGUACAUAUAUGGAGGGUAUGCUCAGAUAAAAAACACCUCUAGAAAUGCCAUCGGGGCCUACUACAAUGACUUGUGGGUUGUAAAUAUAAGCUCCACUGGGGAAGAUAACAUCUCUGUCAAUUUUAAGAAGCUGAAGAAAAGUAUCUUUCAACCGUCUAAGAGAAUUGGGUUCAGCACAUGCAUUUACAAAAACUCGCUAAUUCUAUUUGGAGGAGUUUUUGAUAAGGUGGAGAAAAAUAACACCAAUAAGGCCACAGCGCAGAGUACCACCCCCAAUGGGCAUAACAAUACUACCGGGAAGGCUGCCCCUUUAGAGGAAUCACUCAACAUGCAGUCCAUCUUCUUUAACGAUUUGUACUCGUUCGAUAUGAAUAAGGAGCACUGGUCCUACCUCAGUCUGAAGGGAAACAGCGACGUUAGAGAGGUCAACCGAAAUGGAAAGGAAAAUAAAAAAAAAAGAAACGGAGAACUCAACCCCGGUUCCCCCUCCGCCAGCAGAAGUGGUAGGCAGCUUCUACCUGGGGAUCAAGACCCCUUAAGCAAAUGUAGAGAAGGCCGAUUUGGCACCCCCAGGGACUCCUCAUCGGAUGGCUACAAUUCCAGUCACCUCACCGAUGGGGACAAUAAUGACGAUGAGUACUACUCAAACGUGUUUGUCUAUUUUGACGAAAAUGGAAAUAAAAAAACGAUCAAAAUUGACCGGGAAGACGAGCAAAGCAAAAGUGGUAACGAAUCAAACAGUGAGAAAAGGGAAUUUCACGACAAGUCCCCAAACGGAAACUCCCAUACGUCAAACGUGAGUAAAGAAAAGGGCAUCUCCAGAAAAGAGGUGAUCGACUCUCACUCGGUGUUUAUGCAGUGCGGGGAGGCGGCGCACGCGAGCCGCGCGAACGUCGUGGGCGACUCGAAAAGGGGAGACAAAGGGUUCGAAAAAGUCUGCAUUCCAAAUGGCGAUCAUGAUGAUGAUCAGCAUAAUGGGGAAAACCCUUCUGAGGGAGGAGACGCACCAGGAGAGUGCAUCGCGGCGGACAACCUAAGCGACUGCGACUGCGACUCCGACACCGACGAGGCAGACAAGAAAACCAAAUUCGUAAUAAACGGCGUGGAGCCAAUCGGCAGAAUCAACAGCCACAUAUUCGUAGCGAACAAAACGCUGCACCUACUGGGUGGAAUGUAUGAAUAUAAAAAUAACGAAAUAAUGUUAAGUGACCACUGGAAAAUUAACAUUUUCAAAAGGGAAAAAUGGGAACUGGUACAUAAAGGAAAUCUGGAUGACAUUUAUGUGGAAGAAACCGAUUUGAGCUCUUCCCUCUCGAUCGACGAUGAAGAGAAGGACGAAAAGGAAAUAGAGAAUUUAAUAAUUUCUGAUAAAAUUAAAAAAAUGGAAAAUAAAAUAAAGGCAGAAAGUGGAGGCUUCAUUUUUGAUGCCAAUGAAAAUUUAAAUCAAUUCUUCCUCAGAACAAAGGAGCACUGGUUGAAAGAGCUAAAUGUGGACGAAGAAAAUAAAAGGAGCAGAAAGGACGCUUUCGUUCUGUGUGAGCAGAAAUAUCAAGUGCUGAAAAAGUACCACAGGAAAAUUCACAAGUAUAGGGAAAUGCUUUUGGCUGAAGAGUGCGGCUCGAGCAUGACUGAGGGGAGCUCCAGCGACUUGGCGGAGGAGUCCUCAGGUAGUUAA
This is a messenger RNA of Plasmodium vivax (malaria parasite P. vivax), 2769 nucleotides long. RefSeq names its product kelch domain-containing protein. Gene Ontology annotation, molecular function: protein binding. NCBI's taxonomy places the organism in Eukaryota, Apicomplexa, Aconoidasida, Haemosporida, Plasmodiidae. The transcript has a single exon. Bases 145 to 2769 code for a protein of 874 amino acids. The record is from RefSeq and is a predicted model, not a curated record.